Molecule: messenger RNA, 3260 nt
Organism: Branchiostoma belcheri (Belcher's lancelet)
Lineage: Eukaryota; Metazoa; Chordata; Leptocardii; Amphioxiformes; Branchiostomatidae
Product: alanine--tRNA ligase, mitochondrial-like
Exons: 23
Coding region: 57-3260 (1067 amino acids)
Biological process (GO): alanyl-tRNA aminoacylation; tRNA modification
Cellular component (GO): mitochondrion; cytoplasm
Molecular function (GO): amino acid binding; nucleic acid binding; ATP binding
Source: RefSeq, a predicted model, not a curated record
UCCUUGCACCCCUUGUCUUCAAAUGUAAUCGUCCUCAGGUCAAAGUUGAAAGCAUCAUGGCGUCGCUCAUGCUGGAGGUGUGUCGGCCGGUGUGUAAAAUGUGUGCGAAACGCCUUCGUCUGAGCUGUAUGAGAAAUAUAAGUGGACUUUUCACGCAAAGUGGAUACAGGAGACUCAGUACAAGUAACGAUCGUGACAGAAAAGGCCCUAGUUCUCAAGAAAUUCGCAAGACAUUCUUGGACUUCUUCAAAGUGAAGUACGAUCAUCUCCUGGUCCCUUCCUCGUCUAUUGUGCCCAAAAAUGACCCGACUUUGCUGUUCAUCAACGCCGGCAUGAACCAGUUUAAACCACUUAUCCAGGGAACAGUGGAUCCAAGAAGUGACAUGGCAAAGUACAGAAGAGUGGUGAACAGUCAGAAGUGCAUCCGGGCAGGAGGGAAACACAACGACCUGGAGGACGUUGGAAGGGACUGCUACCACCAUACUGUCUUUGAGAUGCUGGGCAACUGGUCCUUUGGAGACUUCUUCAAGAAAGAGGCUUGUGCCAUGGCUUGGGAGCUGCUGACUGAUGUGUACAGGAUCCCUGUGGACAGGCUGUACAUCACGUACUUUGGGGGUGACACUGAACUCGGUCUGCAGCCUGAUCUGGAGUGCAGGGAGAUCUGGGCCAGUCUGGGGGUUCCUGCAGCCAGAAUCCUGCCCUGCGGAAUGAGGGAUAACUUCUGGGAGAUGGGUGAUGUGGGACCCUGUGGACCGUGUACGGAGAUCCACUAUGACCACCGAGGCGUGAGGGCCGCCAGUCGACUGGUCAACACGGACAGUCCUGAGGUGGUGGAACUCUGGAACCUGGUCUUCAUGCAGUUCAACAGGGAGUUCAGACGGCAGCCUGCGGCCCUCCCCGCCAUGUGGUGGACACAGGGGAUGGGCCUGGAGCGGCUGGUCGCUGUCCUGCAGGGGAAACUCUCCAACUACGACACUGAUGUCUUCUCACCGAUACUCCACGCCAUUCACAAGGUGGGUGAGGCUGAGGUUGGCUGGUUUCUCCACAACUCCCUGGGCCUCCCCACAGACAUGGUAGAGUCCAUGGUGAGUAACAGGGGCUUCAGGAUGGACAUGGAACAGUACAGCAGGAUAGAGAGGGAAGCCCUGCAGAAAAAAACGCAGGGUCUGCAGAUCGCUCAGGUGCCCACCCUUGAUGCCCACAGUCUUCAGCAGCUACAAGCCUUAGGAGUGCCCCCUACUGACAACUCACUGAAGUACAAGUACAGGCUCACAGACUCAGGAAAAUAUGAGUUCCCCUCCCCAGAAGGACAUGUGUUGUCCCUGUAUAAGGCAGGACAGCUGGUAGACAGUGUGGGGCGAGGUGAUGUCUGUUCUGUCAUCCUGGACAGGACAUGUUUCUACCCAGAGGCAGGUGGACAGGAGAGCGACCAGGGAAACAUGACCAAAAAUGGGGGUGAAGCAUUUCCAGAACUUGUUUCCAGUCAGGAGAAGGUGAUGGAUACUAUCAAUGAAGACGAGGCACUCUUCCUGUCCAACCUUGAGAAAGGGAAGAAACUCAUGUCUAAGACAGUAAGAAAAAUGGACAAAUCAACCUUAUUUCCAGCUGAGGUUGGCUGGUUUCUCCACAACUCCCUGGGCCUCCCCACAGACAUGGUAGAGUCCAUGGUGAGUAACAGGGGCUUCAGGAUGGACAUGGAACAGUACAGCAGGAUAGAGAGGGAAGCCCUGCAGAAAAAAACGCAGGGUCUGCAGAUCGCUCAGGUGCCCACCCUUGAUGCCCACAGUCUUCAGCAGCUACAAGCCUUAGGAGUGCCCCCUACUGACAACUCACUGAAGUACAAGUACAGGCUCACAGACUCAGGAAAAUAUGAGUUCCCCUCCCCAGAAGGACAUGUGUUGUCCCUGUAUAAGGCAGGACAGCUGGUAGACAGUGUGGGACGAGGUGAUGUCUGUUCUGUCAUCCUGGACAGGACGUGUUUCUACCCAGAGGCAGGUGGACAGGAGAGCGACCAGGGAAACAUGACCAAAAAUGGGGUUGUGGUGUUCACCACUGAAAGCGUGCAGGUGUGUGGAGGAUACGUUCUGCACCAGGGACAAGCUCAAACUGCCCUCACAGUGGACGACACAGUACAGCUCAACAUAGAUCAGGAGCGUCGGCUGGGGUGUAUGCAGAGGCACACGGCAACCCACCUGCUGAACCACGGCCUGCGGGAGGUGCUGGGGGAGGAGUGUGAGCAGCGAGGCUCGCACGUCGGACCCAACAGGCUCCGCUUCGACUUCUCUGUAAAGAGUCUGCCCAGCCCAGAGGAGCUGAAGAGAGUAGAAGAGACAGUACAGGCCAUGGUGGACAGACAACAGUGUGUCUACUCCAGGGAGGUGUCUCUAAACCAGGCUAAACAGGUGGAGGGCAUCAGGACCAUGGAUGAGGAGUAUCCUGACCCAGUGAGAGUUGUGUCUGUUGGAACCCCUGUGGAGGAACUGGUGACAAACCCAUCUAGUGGAGCUGCAUGUGUGACCUCAGUUGAACUCUGCUGUGGAACGCAUGUUCACAACACAGCAUCUAUCGAAGCUUUUGUUAUCAGCUACGAGAGAAGAAACGAGAUAGGAUCACGUCGGAUUAUAGCUAUCACGGGGAGCGAGGCUCUGGAAGCAAGAAAGACUGGUGCUGAGCUAGAGGAGAGAGCUAAGACUCUGGAGCAGGUGGUCUUAAAUGGGGAGACAUCUUCACUUACGGAGAUGGAGGAGGUUUAUAGGGAUGUUGGGAAGCUGAUCAGGAGGGUAGAUACAGCUAACCUCCCCUUGUGGAAGAGGCUGGAACUGCAGGUUAACCUGGAUCGGCUGCAGAGUCAAGCCAACAGAGUCGUGAAAAAACUGCAGAAGCAAAACGUGGAAAGAGUUGCCCAGAGCCUGGUGGACAGAAACGGAGAUGUUGUUCUUGUUACUGACACGGGACUAGGACCAAACCUUAAGGUUUUGCGUACGCUGGUGAGACUCUGCAGUGAGCUGGCACCAGACACACCCAUCAUGCUGUUUGGUACAGACACCAGGGCAGCUUCAGUCAGGGUCGCGUGUAAGGUGCCUGAGGUGAUGGCGUCCAGAGGCCUGGAGGCCCGCACCUGGCUGGACCAGGUGAUGUCAGAGAUCAAGGCAAAGGGGCGGGGAGAUGAGAAGUCGGCAACAGCUGCAGGCGAAAACCCAGCUGGCACGCAAACCGCCAUCAUAGCAGCCAGGAAAUACGCACAUGGAGUUCUGAGAUGA